CACCUAAUUUAAAUCAACUCAUUUCAAUUCUUACCCACCUUUCUUCUCUCUUUCUUCUUUCUCUCUCUACAUUCUUUUUAGAGAGAGAAGGGGAGGGAUAGAGAUAACACCGUAUACAGAGAUAUAUUCAAUCAUGGAAGGUGUGUCUGCGACUAUGUACAAAGGGUUAAAAGGUUACUGGAAGAGAAGAGGGUACGAGAAGCUAAGCGGGUCGGAGUCCCGGCGGCUGAAGAGCCGGGUGGCGGAGCUGGGCUCGACCCGGAGAAGAAGACGGGUGUGGCGGAUCCGGAUCGCCCGGCCGAAGCUAGGGUUUCUGAGGAGAGUCCCUUCGCCAAAGAAGCUCCUGGUUUGGCUACGAGACGCUUACGUGAAAAUGAUGAUGGGAUUCGCUAAUACGCGGGUGUGUAGUACUGGCUACGGUGGCGCCUUGUGUAACGAUGGGAUUGGUUCCUUCGGAAGGGCCCCACUCAAGGAGUACGACGAUAAGAUGAUCAUCGAGAUCUACAAGUCUCUGGUGCUAGCCCAGGGUCAACUCGUGCACCGCGAACCACCCAAUCUCAGCUCCGAUGUCGUUCCCCGGCGGUAAUAUUAUUACUAUUACUAUUAGUCCAAAAAAAACAAAACAGAGAUUGAAUUCACUUUUUUACCCCUUCAAAUUAUGGGUUUUCUUCUUUUCACUAAAAAAAAAAAGUUGAAUGUGUGAUUUCCUUGUAAUUGUAACAAAAAAGUAGAUUAUUGAUAGCUGACAAAUAAUUAAUUAAGCUUUUCAAGUGCCAUAUAUAAUGAAUAAUUAAUUUGAGGAGUAA
Humulus lupulus (European hop) is the source of this 806-nucleotide messenger RNA. RefSeq lists its product as uncharacterized. Bases 134 to 586 code for a protein of 150 amino acids. The record is from RefSeq and is a predicted model, not a curated record. The transcript has a single exon. Lineage: Eukaryota; Viridiplantae; Streptophyta; Magnoliopsida; Rosales; Cannabaceae.